UCAGCCGAGUCAGCCCGUUUAUUGUUUUGGUCUAGUUUGAACAUUUUCCUUCGACUGAUUUUCUUAAAUUUAUUAUUUAUUCAAGUUAGUUACUAAUCUAAGUAUUUAUUAAAAUCACUCUUAUGUGUUGAUCAGUGUGUGACGAGUAAGUGCAAAAGUUUGAAACUCAAUUUGAAAGACAUCGUUAUGGAGCCUAACCGCCGCUUUCAGAAAACUCGCAUCCUCAGCAAGGUGCUACGGUUGCUGAAACAGUGCAAGGUGCCUCAUUUCCAUCCCGUAGAGGUUGACUCCGGUGAGAUACAACAGAUGCAAUGGGACUUGUCCGAACAGCUGGAACGCCUGCUUCCUCGAAUGCUAAGCUGCAUUGAAAGACAUCACCGUACAAUUUUCGAGGAAAAUUGGGGUCAUCUAACCCGGGAAGUUCGCAAAUAUUUCGUGCUUAUAUUCUUCGAACAUAUCGGUACUUCUCACUCGUACGAACGGGCAGAGUAUCAGCCGUACGAGGAUGGAUAUUCAGAUGGCGAAGAUCGGCUGUAUAAAUUCCAGCCUGAAGUGAUUCGGAUCCUGACUUUUGAAUCGAAUGCAAAUAUUCAGGAUUGGUUGUUCCAUUAUUAUGGAACUGAACUGGCCCUGACAGGAUGGAAAUGCCGACCCGGGGAAACCUACGGUUUUAUUCGUUUGUGUCAUUUUUUGCUGGACAACAAAAUACUGACAAUGAUGCCUCUCGGAUCGCGAGUGCUAGCCUUUGGCGAAAAUUUUGCGAAAGAGUUAAUUGGCUAUAGGCCAAUUUUUGAAUACCAGGAACUGGGGCUAACGUUGUUGGAAAGAAUCAUGGCAAUCACUCAUAACGCUGGAAGAUUCACCAAUAAUGCAGAAGAUAUCUUGGUAUUAGUUCUGCGGUACAUCAUGAAAAAAGAAGCUUUCAAUGCUGCAGAAUUAUGGAAUAUUGUGUAUUACGCUGCCAGAUCAUUAACCGAAAGGAAUCAAUCAUUGGACGACGAAAUCAUGCGGACUCUUGUUUCAUUCAUAGUAGAAGAAACGGAGUUCAAAAGCGUUCACAUAACGGCUCUCAUACGCAUGCUUACGUUGGAUGUGCCGGAAGUGAUUGUUAUCGAAACUCACUUCCAAGGCUCUUUUCUGAUAUCUGGAAAAGAACGCUCCUGGGAUGAGUUUGACAAAUAUGUUGUUGAUCGACUGAACCGCGAAAUCGACCCAAAACACCUGAGAAUCUCAGUCCGCUGGCGACUACAGGUAGGGCAGCUUUUACCCAUUCUUCUGGCACGCGUCAUCGAAUGCAACGAACAAUGGAGACUAACGUACUGUUUGAAGACUCUGAAUCUACUGCUGCGGGUGGCGCUUUUCCCCAUUGGGCGGCUCGGGUGGCAAGUGCGGGCCCGUCUGAGAAUGAACUGCCACUUGUUGGCACAAAUUUUUGCUUCCGUAGAAAAGUUUUGCAAUACCUUGGAUCAGCGCUCUUCGAUGGAUGCCCAAGCCUUGCUAGAUGUAUUGCGUUGGGAGGGUGUAUUGCAAUAUUUCCAGUCCCAAAUGGCAACACACAAGGAGCUCCGGAAAAUAUUUACGACGAUCAAUUUCGCAACUAUAGAGAUCCAAGCUAUAUUUUUGGAUAAAUUUUCAAAAAUACAUAAUCCGAGAAUUUGCCUUCGAUACACAGAUUUGAUGGAGGAUAUGCAAUUGCGAAUACAAGGAAUUUUGAUGCUGCUGGAGCGUCUACCAAAUGUUCUGCAACGAUAUGCUGAGAAGCUACAGACGGCAGUCAAAUCUCAAAUACCUACAGAUACCUGAGUCUUGAACAUUGGAGAGUAGUUUGCAAAUAUUCUACUUAGAUCUAGUAUCGGUAAGAGAAAAAUUUUCAUUCUCGCGGUUAACAGUAGACCAAAAUAGUUAUGUUUUUGAAUGUUUUCACAGUGAUUAUUAAAUACAGAACACGAACAAAAAAUAUAUACAGCUACUUUUUUGAAUACGACUUCAACGGAAAUUAUUCUCGAGUAUGUGUUCAAAAAUCGUAAGCAGCGAUGCUGUAAAAUGUCUUG
This is a messenger RNA of Armigeres subalbatus, 2051 nucleotides long. RefSeq lists its product as uncharacterized. Bases 187 to 1803 code for a protein of 538 amino acids. NCBI's taxonomy places the organism in Eukaryota, Metazoa, Arthropoda, Insecta, Diptera, Culicidae. The record is from RefSeq and is a predicted model, not a curated record. The transcript is spliced from 3 exons.